CGGCGGAGGGGCCCAGGGCUGCGCCCCAGGGCCGGGGCACCAGGGCCCACCUCUCAGGUGUCACCUGUGGACAUAUGCUGCCCCCUUGCCCGAAUGUUUGAUCCACAGCAGGAGGCAGCUACCUGCAGGUUGGAUGUGGAUGGACCCAGCCUGGGGUGGAUCCCAGAGGCCUCAGCCAGGCACAGCCAGUGUCCGGGUCCGGGAGCUGAGCUGGCAGGGUCAACACAAUCCCUCCCCGAACAGCAAGGGCCUGGGCUGCUGUGGCAGCAUCCGAAGGGAGCGGCUGGUGGAGGAACAUCUGUCCCCUGCCCGGCUGCAGGCCCUGGCCAAGGUCGAAGACCUCCGACUGGUGCGGGUGCUGGAGAUGUGUGUGGACACCCGUGAGAACAGCCUGGGGAAUUUCGCUGUGCAUCUCCCAAACCUGAACCAACUGAAGCUGAAUGGCAGCCGCCUGGGCUCAAUCAGAGACCUGGGCACCUCUCUGGGCCGCCUGCAGGUGCUGUGGCUGGCUCGCUGUGGCCUGACUGACCUGGAUGGCAUCAGCUCCUUCCCAGCGCUGAAGGAACUCUAUGUCUCCUACAACAAUAUCUCAGACCUGAGCUCUCUGUGCCUGCUAGAGCAACUGGAAGUACUGGACCUUGAGGGCAACUGUGUGGAUGACCUGGGUCAGGUGCGGUACCUGCAGCUGUGCCCACGGCUGGUCACGCUAACGCUGGAGGGCAACCUGGUGUGUCUGCGGCCGGCCCCCGGCCCUUCCAACAAGGCACUCCAGGGCUACAACUACAGGGCAGAAGUAAGAAAGCUCAUCCCCCAGCUGCACACCCUAGAUGAGGUGCCUGCCACACGCACUGACCUGCCCCACUCCCGGAAGCUAAGCCAGGACUGGCUCAUGGUGAAGGAGGCCAUCAAGGAGAGCAGCCUGCUGGACAGCCUCCUUCCCCGGUUGGAUCAUUCCCACGGAGCCACUAUGCGAAAACUUGACCCAGUGCUAUCCUUGCCUGAGACCCAGCCCGGGUCUCUUUCCCUACUGGUCCCUGGGGGACGCCUGCCUGAAGGCCUGCUUCCUGAGGAUCCAGUCCCAGAAGACCAUGCCAGCAACCUCACCCAUGGUGCUGGGCAAGUCCUCUGUGGGAAUCCCACAAAAGGCCUGUGGGAGCGUAGACACCAGUGCCAGGUACACCCUCCCUACACCCCAAGCACGAAGCAGAUGACCCCACACAGGCCAGAUUUGGCCACCUGUCCCUCCACUCCAGUGUCUGACCCUCUAGACAGCUGUAACCUGGCCAUGGCCUGGAGGGAGUUUGGCCUGUGCCCCCUUCCCCUUAGGCAGUGGGAGUCCCAACAGGAAGGGGCUGCAGCCCCCCUGGACACACGGAGGGUUUCUGAAGAACAAGAGGACCAGGCUGGGCUGAAGACAUCCACGAGCCCCCCAGGCCUGGCCUCAGGGCAUUCCAGGACCUUGGGCAGUCACCUGAUUCCUUCUCCCCCCAAGUACCCAAUGACACCUGAUUCAGGCAGCAUCUCUCCCCGGGGAUCUGUAGACCUGCCCUUCAGAGGGCGUAGGCUCAGAGGCCUGGGCAGCCUAGGGCCUAGCUUGGGUGAGGGACCUGGUCUGGGUGAAAGGUUGGCUGCAGUGACUUCCCUAAGAGCCCUAGAGGUAUCCUCAGGCCCCAGCCCUCGAGCUCAGGGGUGUCCAGACACAAAGCCAGCACCGGCUCCAGCAGCCAGACCUCCAGGCCUCCACUGCCUGUGUCACCUGAACCCUAUCCCCUCAGCCCAUUCCCAGCCUUAG
Molecule: messenger RNA, 1792 nt
Organism: Castor canadensis (American beaver)
Lineage: Eukaryota; Metazoa; Chordata; Mammalia; Rodentia; Castoridae
Gene: Lrrc56
Product: leucine rich repeat containing 56
Molecular function (GO): protein binding
Source: RefSeq, a predicted model, not a curated record